UGAUAACACGCUCGCUGAGAAAAUGGGCAUCGGCUGUUCAGACAUAUUUCAAUGGCUCGAUUCCCGACAUGCAAAAUCGGCCAUGUAUACAGCAUUAAAAAGCAGAAUGAAGCAAUAUGCCCCAUUAUGUUGCCCAUGUAUCUAAUGUAUCCUGCGGAUAUGUUUCAACAGAUUAUCCUCUCGAUUGUAGACCUUCCAACAUCCCCUGACCGGGCAGUCAUAUUGCUGUGAUUGUUGUGAAGACACAUGCAAGAUAUCG
Messenger RNA from Aspergillus pseudotamarii, 259 nucleotides. RefSeq lists its product as uncharacterized. Lineage: Eukaryota; Fungi; Ascomycota; Eurotiomycetes; Eurotiales; Aspergillaceae. The transcript has a single exon. The coding region runs from base 52 to 231 and encodes 59 amino acids. The record is from RefSeq and is a predicted model, not a curated record.